Messenger RNA from Henningerozyma blattae CBS 6284, 4056 nucleotides. RefSeq lists its product as uncharacterized. Bases 1 to 4056 code for a protein of 1351 amino acids. Lineage: Eukaryota; Fungi; Ascomycota; Saccharomycetes; Saccharomycetales; Saccharomycetaceae. The transcript has a single exon. The record is from RefSeq and is a predicted model, not a curated record.
AUGUUUGGUUCGAACGAAUCUGGGAAACCUAAGAGGAGAUCUUUCUUCUUCUUUGGAAAUAAUUCUAAUUCAGAGCCUGCAUCAACGGCAGGAAGUACUACGAAAGGAACAGGCACAACUUCGAAAACACAAUCUAAACCCAUUACCAAGACUUCGGCUAAUAAAGCAACAACUUCUAUCACCAAGCAUACCCUGGGAACAAAGCAUUCAGAGUCGUUAUCAUCUAAGAUCGCUCCCUCAAAGCAUAUAUCCAAGACAAAAAAUUCGUUAGGAACAAAAAACUUACCAGGUACAAAAAAUUCAUCUGGGACAAGAAACUCAUCAGGAACAAGCAAUUCAUCGAUUAAAAACACAACAGCUUCUCAUUCUACAUCAUCGCUACCGAGGACUACAGUAAUAAAUAAUGCAUCAGCUAAUGGUAGUUUAAGUAGCACUGAUCAUCACAGCCAUAAUUUAAAUGAGUCAAUUAGGCACAAGCAGCAUAGUAUUAGUACAUCUGCUAUCAACAGCACAGCAUCAUCACAUUUAACGGAUAAGAAAUUCCUUCUUAGUAACCAAACUACACGAUCGAGUACUGCAGAUAGCAGAUUGAAUAUUUCUGCAAUUAGUUCAAAUCAUUCAUCUUACAAUACUAUAAGUCAAACACCAUCAAUUCCAGAACAAGAGUCUAAUAUGAAUGUUAGUCACAAUAAAUCCAUUCCAAGCUUAGGAGAACAACAUAGACAAAUGACGCCACAAGAUAAUCCUUUUUUAAUGAGAAAUAAAAAUAGGAAUACACCAGUUCAUGAUGAAAUCAGUACUCCAUCACAUUCAAAUAGUAGUUAUACUAAUUUAAACAAAAACACUAACAGGCAUAUACUAGAUUUAACACCUAAUAUAUCUAAGAUUAGUACUGUUAGUAGUACUAUAUCAGAGCAAGAUGAAAAUAUUAACCCAGCGUUAAGUCUAAUUAAUAAUUCAGUUUCUAACCCUAAUUCUACUUCUAAAUAUCACUCCACAUCCACAAUUAAUUCAGCUUCCAAUGAAAAUAGACGGGUUAACUCGCGUACAAGAAGGCCACCUCCACCUCCAGUUAAUAUAAAUAUUGUAAAUAAUGCAAUUAAUAGAAGUCUGGAGAAUGUUUCAUCCGUCAAUGAAAGUGCAAACACUAAUACAUUAAUAAAUAUAAAUUCCACCUCCUCUAACAAUAGCAUAAUUAAAAUUGGUUCUAAUCUAAAUUCAGUUAAUAAUUCUCAUGAUAAUAUUUCAAACAGCCCAGAAAUAAACAAUGUAUUUGCUUCCCUACCUGUCAUAUCAUCAAAUACGCAUGAAAGAAAACGAUCAGCUACAGAAAAGUUAGUUGAGGAUAUCGAUAAUUUUAUUUCAGAAACUUCCUCACCAAGGAAGUCUUCCAAUAUCUUGCCAACGAAUAUUUUUACGGAUAUCAAAUCUCAUCAAAGAACAAGGUCAGAAGCAGAAAAAUUGGUUGAUGAUAUUGACACAUUUAUGUCUGAAAAUUCAUCCAAAAGCCAUACCUCAGGUUUAAAAAUUAAUAAUAAUUCAACACACGAAAGAUCUGAAUCUGAAGCGGAAAGACUGCUUGUAGAUAUUGAGAACUAUAUUGCUGAAAAGAACUUAGAUCUAGAUGAUUCUGCUACUGCUGGAUUAAAUAUUUCACAUUGUAGUACUAAUAAUCAAGCAAUCAGUAAACAAAUCAAUGAUAGUGUAGAUGAUUCAAUAGGGCCAUCUCAUGAAGUCAGUACUUUAGCUAAAAAUGAGCCAAUUACGACUAAUAAAAAAAUAGAUAUAAUUGUUAACACAGAUUUAUCCAAUUUAGCAAUUGAUGAUAAUCCGAUAUUCAGUUCACAUAGUGAAAUUAAACCUUUAAGCUUUAAUAAUAAUAAUAGUCAACUAAUGAAUAAAUCGUCGAUCAAUUGCUUGGGGAAUGAGGGAAAUAAUACAAAGAAAAGGCCAGAUCCAUUAAACCUGGUGCCUUUAAAUAAUUCAUUAAAUACUUCAUUGAUGAAUACUGAAACUUUACUACUUCACAAUAGUACAAAUCCUUUUGCUAAUGAAAAUAUUUAUAACGAAUUUGUUAGCAUAGAAAAUUUAACAAGUAAUUCAACAGAUAAUAAAUAUGAUUACAAUGAAAAUACGCCAGAUGAGUAUUAUGAUUAUGCAAAUAAUGUCAAUACAAGAGAAACUUAUGAUGAUGAAAGUGAUGAUAGUGAAGAUAGUGGUAACCCAAGUACUAAUGCUAAAUUACAUUUUAAUCAAGAAAAUGAUUUUAUCAGGCAAAAAGGGUUUUCCUUUCCAACCACAAAUAAUGAAUUGGAUAAUAAAGAAAAAGAGGAAUCAUCACCAAGUGAAACUUCUCGCAUUCAUGGCAAAGAGCCUAUUCAAAAGCUAGUUAAUGAUUCAUUUAUAAGUAGUGUGUCAGAUACUGAUAACUUUAUCAAUAUGGUUGAUGGUGAUCUAUUACCACUUUUCAAUGAUAAUAGAUAUGUUUCAAUAAAUGGAUCACAAAGCAUGUAUAGUGAAAUAUCAGAUUUACAUAUUCAGCACUCGAAUGGAACAGGUAAUCUAAAUGAUAUUAUGGGAUCUCCAAGUAAUAAUAAUAGUAACACUGGCAGUAAUUUAAGGGUUGUAAAUGCAAAUAGAAGUGAUUCGAGUUCAAUUUUAUCUCAAGAUACUUCGGUCUCUAGUUCAGGGUCAAAUUUUAGUUUUAUUAAAGGCCAUGAAGAUACUUACAAUACUGUCGAUGAUAUGUAUCAUACAAAUAUCGCUAGUAGCAUGUCAAAUAGUUUGUCAAUCACAAACCUCGACGAUAAUACACGUAUGAAUAGAAAUACGAUUAAAGAUGAUAAUAGCACUGAAGAUUCUGAGAAUUUCUCAGCUCAACCUAGAAUGAAUUUUAGAAUUGUUAAUGAAAGUAAUGAUGCUAUUCAUGAUUCUGCUAGUUUAUCAGAUGAAUCAUAUCAUGAAAAUAAUACCACUCUUGAUCGCUCACUUGGUGAUGAUUUUGCCAAUAUGAUGAAUAAUGGAAUAUUUGGGAAUAAUAAUAUUGAAAACAUUUAUGUUGGUAACAAGAAUGUUGAAGAAGGACAAAGAUAUUCUGAAUACACAAAAAAUAUGGUAGAUACUUAUAUACGUGAUCAUUCUCGUGAAACCUCCCAGGAUUUAAAAUCAGAUUUUCCAACUGGAUUGUCGAAAGAUUCAAUGAUAAACACAUCAAUGGAUAGUAGUAUUCCAGAAACAGAAUUGACGAGUUCAACUACUGCAGGUCAAACUAUUUCUAGUAAAGCUAGCAGUGUACCCACAGCCAUAACUAAUAAUAGUGGUAAUAUGAUUUCUGCAGAAUCCUCACUAUCUUCAGAAUCUAAUGUUAAUAGCAAUGUUCGAUUAGUUUCCAGUUAUAUCGAAGAAAUUAGAUUAAAAUAUUUACCAACUACCAACUUCUUAAAUACGCCUCCAAACUUACCUAUUACAUUGAAGAGUAAAAACCAAUUAUUACGUACUAAGCAAAACAUUAAAGUUAAGAUUAGAACUAGUUCUAAACAAAUUGGUAUUAAGCAUGGCGCAGCCAAACCUAAAUUAUUAGCUCUGGAAACCAUGAACGAAGAAUUUAGUGAUAAAGCUGGGCACGGUAGUAUAAAUAUAAGAACUAAUAAUAUUGGAUCUAGAAAGAAGAAUAUAAAUCAUACAAAGGAGUUCCAUGAAUUAAUGAAUAAACAAAAGAAUAUUAGGCAAGAUGAUAUUAUUGAAGAUGAAGAAGAAGAUGAAGAAGAAUAUUUGAAUUAUAUUCCUGGUGACGAUGCGUAUGAUAGUGAUGACAUGAUGGCUCCAUUACGGAAGAAGAGUCAAAAUGGAAAGGACAGUGAUAAUAAAAGUGGUAAAAAUUCCAAAUCAAUUGAUAGGAAUAAUACAGUGUUGAGUUACUAUACUCGUAAGCAACGAAAACUAUUGGGAGAAAAUAUCAAUGACGAGUCUAAAGGACAUGCGUUACCUUCACUAGAUGGUUUUGAUGGAUUUGAUAGUGGGCUAAGACUUGCUAAUCCUGAUACUGACAAUAAAUAG